Molecule: messenger RNA, 1944 nt
Organism: Candidozyma auris
Lineage: Eukaryota; Fungi; Ascomycota; Pichiomycetes; Serinales; Metschnikowiaceae
Gene: FRP1
Product: Frp1p
Exons: 1
Coding region: 1-1944 (647 amino acids)
Biological process (GO): intracellular iron ion homeostasis; copper ion import; iron ion transport
Cellular component (GO): plasma membrane
Molecular function (GO): ferric-chelate reductase activity
Source: RefSeq, a predicted model, not a curated record
AUGGCCAUCUCACUUUAUGACCAGUUCUACGUCGAAAAAGACAGAAACUACAAGUUCGAGUUUCUCGCCAUGAUGGUGAGCUUUCUCCUCCCGGCGGUCCACGGAGUGCUCUUUUCGUGGAUCCCUUACUACCUACGAAACAGAAGAGGCGCCAAAUCGCUCAACCAUACUAAAUACUGGUCGUUUUUGAGCCGCUACGCCGCUUUCACCAAAGUGUACAAAGUGGUGGUUUUCAAGAAAGCGUUUUUUUUCCAGCCGUCCAUUCUCGUGGCCAUGGCCAUCCAUGUGGCCAUCAACGCCGUGUUUUGCUUUGUGGAAACCGCAGAUAUCGACUACGAGCCUCGGCACUAUGUGAUUUCCAAAAGAGUCGGGCGCAUUGCCAUUGGCAAUCUUCCGGCGAUUUUGCUUUUCAUCGCCAAAAACGACUUCAUUUCCACUGUAAGCGGCCUCGACUUGGACAAGUCGGUUUUUUUCCAUAAAUGGCUUGCCAGGUUCAUGUUUAUUGCCGUUACCGUCCACAUGGCGCUUUCUUUGUACUACUGGCUCUCGCUAGAGUUCUACAUCAUGGUGCAAAUCCCGCCCCAGAUAUUUGGCAUGAUUUCUUACGGGUGCUUGUUCAUGUUGUGCUUUGCGUCGCUCAAGUUCAUACGAAAUUUCGCCUUUGACUUCUUUUUGGCCCAGCACAGAGUGUUCAACUUCAUCAUGCUCCUUUUGGCGUUUUUCCACAACGGAGGCAACAAAGCAGCCGUUCUUCUCGGCGUGCACUUGUUGGUUUUGGACAGAAUCACCUCCAGAGUGCUUGGAAUCGUCACCAAGCGCAGGGGCCCGACAAAAGGUGUGUCUGACUUUGAAAUCUUGGACGAAACCACCAUCAGAAUCACCAUUCCCGUGGAAAUCAAGAAAAUCAACCACGACCGCUGGUGGUGGUUUCUUAUUCCUCGGUACGGCGGCUGGAGAGCCGGCCAGCACGUUUACUUGAACGUGAUGAAAAUCAGCCUUUUCCAGUACCACCCGUUCACCAUAGCCAGUUUGCCGGAUUCAGGCAAGCAGGUGAUCAUUCUUAAGGUUAUGAAGGGCUUCACAAGAAAGCUUUUGAAGAAGUUGGAGAAGAUGAACCAAGAUGAAGAUCCAGAGUCUUCUACAGAGUCUUCCACCGAGUCUUCUGUCUCCAGAUCCUUGAGUCCCUCUCUGUCCACCACCAGCGAAAAGAAUCUUGUUAUGGGAAGCGAAGAUACACUUAAACCACACAUCGAGGAGUUGAAGAGCCUCAUUGACCUGUUUAGCGCUCCCAGAAUCUACAAGAUGAAGGCAGGAAUAAACGGGCCCUACGGAGCCAAGUACCAGCCACUUACAAAGUUCGAAACGGUGUUGUUUUUCAGCGCCGGUUCUGGCGCUUCUUUCACCCUCCCGGUGGCAUUGGAUCUUCUCAAAAAGCUCAAACAGAGAGACGACGCCGGCGACUAUUUAUACAGACCAGAAACCACCAGAGUGAAGAUUGUGUUGUCGAUGAAGAAAAAGGCCAAUCUUCAGUGGUACGACCACCUCUGGCCGGAAUUUCUUCCUUUUUUUAAUGAGGGCAGAGCCCACUUGGCGCUUCAUUUGACCCAGGAGGAGCCUGAACUCGUGACUGUUUCUGAAAAGGACAAAGAAUCGAAAAGCACCGAAACGGUGGAGAACACGUUUGUCAGACAGGCGCUGUAUGGGUCAUCCUCGGCAUCUUUGCAAGACUGGAGCGGCUACUCUGUUUCUUAUAAUAGGCCCCACUUUGACGAUAUCAUCACUGACGCUGCCUCUGAGCUUCGGGACCCUCAGUACAGAAAAGCGUUGGCGUGUGUGGGAUGUGGUCCCGAGUUGUUCAAUGGUGAAAUCGUUUUGAGCUGCCAGAAAAAUAGAAAAAUGACCCACGCUCCAAAUAUCUACUGCUACACGGAGUCCUUUGGUUGA